This is a messenger RNA of Striga hermonthica, 570 nucleotides long. The record is from the annotation of a GenBank genome assembly. NCBI's taxonomy places the organism in Eukaryota, Viridiplantae, Streptophyta, Magnoliopsida, Lamiales, Orobanchaceae.
AUGCUUUUCGCUUUCGUCGUCGUGCUCAUCGGGUCCGGAUGGUCGAUUUACCGUCCCGUCCUUCAAGACUUCCAUAAACGCAUCGUCUCGAUCGCGGUUUCCCUCCAAAUCUCGUCGAGCGUUUGUUUCGUCCUGAUGCGCGGCGUCGGCCCGUCGAGCGGGAGCUACAAGAAUUGGGUCGUCACUUAUUACGUGCUCGAUUUCUUGUGUUGCGUCGCGAUGGUUCUUCCUGUUUUGGGAGGCGAUUCAGCCGAGAAACACGUCGUGGGGCCCGGCAGGUCGAAGACGGAAGGGAAGGAGGCGAAGGCGUUGAUGCACGAGAGGGUGUUUGGGAAUUUCGAGCUCGCGCUCUACGGGUACGUGGGGUCCACGAGGAUCGGGAUUUUCGUGAUGAGGUGUUUCGGAGGGCACGGGAUUUGGUACGCGACGAUCGUGUUGGAGAUGACGGUCGAGCUGGCUUUUUAUCUCGUCGUGUAUUAUAUGUUCUGGCCGAACGAGAGGUACGAUUAUGUUGCGCCCGAUAGUAGGGACGACGAGAUUAGCGUUGCGAUAUUGCCCGCCGGUGUAUAG